Molecule: messenger RNA, 756 nt
Organism: Trypanosoma cruzi
Lineage: Eukaryota; Euglenozoa; Kinetoplastea; Trypanosomatida; Trypanosomatidae
Product: 40S ribosomal protein S21, putative
Exons: 1
Coding region: 1-756 (251 amino acids)
Biological process (GO): endonucleolytic cleavage to generate mature 3'-end of SSU-rRNA from (SSU-rRNA, 5.8S rRNA, LSU-rRNA); endonucleolytic cleavage in ITS1 to separate SSU-rRNA from 5.8S rRNA and LSU-rRNA from tricistronic rRNA transcript (SSU-rRNA, 5.8S rRNA, LSU-rRNA); translation
Cellular component (GO): cytosolic small ribosomal subunit; ribosome
Molecular function (GO): structural constituent of ribosome
Source: RefSeq, a predicted model, not a curated record
AUGACGACAAUCGGUACGUACAACGAGGAGGGUGUUAACGUGGACCUGUACAUCCCACGCAAGUGCCACGCGACAAACAACCUUAUCACGUCAUACGACCACUCCGCCGUGCAGAUUGCCAUUGCGAAUGUGGACGCCAACGGUGUGCUAAACGGCACGACGACAACCUUCUGCAUUGCUGGCUAUCUUCGUCGCCAGGCUGAGUCUGACCACGCAAUCAACCACCUGGCGAUUUCGAAGGGCAUUAUCCGCAUCAAGACCGGCAAGAAGCCUCGCGCGAAGAAGCUUAAGAAUGUGAAGGGCCUUGGCGUACGCGGCUUACCAAGGGGUGCUCUGCAACAGAGGGGAGCUCGUGUCCUCCCAACCCAGAGGGGUGUCGCGCAGCGUGGCGGCGCUCAGAAGGGCAACGUCCGCAAGCUGCAGCCACAGCCGCAGAAGCAAAGGUCACAGCUGAAUCAAAGGUCACAGCAGCAGCACGGCGCCCGGCCGACCCGGAAGGAAGAGGGCGGUCGCACGCAGCGUGGUGGCAGGGAUGCGCCUCAAGCUCGCAAGCAGCAAGGCAGGAACGAGCCUCAAGCUCGCAGGCAGCAAGGCAGGAACGAGCCUCAAGCUCGCAAGCAGCAAGGCAGGGAUGCGCCUCAAGCUCGCAAGCAGCAAGGCAGGGAUGCGCCUCAAGCUCGCAAGCAGCAAGGCAGGGAUGCGCCUCAAGCUCGUAAGCAGCAAGGCAGGAAUGCACCUCGUUCCCAGAAGGCAUAG